Hypoxylon trugodes is the source of this 3317-nucleotide messenger RNA. RefSeq lists its product as uncharacterized. NCBI's taxonomy places the organism in Eukaryota, Fungi, Ascomycota, Sordariomycetes, Xylariales, Hypoxylaceae. Bases 452 to 2761 code for a protein of 769 amino acids. The transcript has 3 exons. The record is from RefSeq and is a predicted model, not a curated record.
UAAACUUGAAGGCACCCGCUUCUACCUGGAACCUUUACCCACUUACAUCUUUCCUCACCACGACAACCACUUAGCUGCAUGAUUUCUUCUCUUUUCUCUCUCUUACACUUAUACACUCUCUUCAGCUUCUAGACCAGCUACAUAUUAAUGAUUAUUCUUAUUACAUAUUUCCGAACCACCUUUCCUUAUUGGUUCAUGUUUGCUUCGACUUAAGAGAAAAAAAAGUUCCUGGCUUGGCUGACGAUAAAAAAACGUUUCGAUCCGUAGUUGUGCCUAAACUUGCAAACGACUUUCUUUUCAUCCCUCGUGCUCACGCUUCGACCAACGACCUCUUUCUCCCCCUAUAGUUAUGAUAAUGUGCAAUGAUAUACGAAUCUGAAGAACUCCAGCACCACCAGCACCUACUCAAGGGAAGCAACCAUCUUUUCGUACUAGUGACCGAGACUUUGCUAUGAGUGGAGACCAACAGACCUCCAGCUUUGGUGAUCCAAACGCUCAACCUCCUACCCCAAAGCAAACCCCGACCUCCGCCGUCUUCCCUAGUUCUGUCUUCGAAACCCCUAAGAACAACCGAGCUUCGUUUGACGAGUCCUCCGGCUGGACACCCCAGUUCGCCGAAGAAUAUUCCGUCUUCAAUUCUACUCCUGGCAAUUUGAAGGCCUCCCACGGUUCCUUUACCGACUUCUCCGUCUCUACGCCGUAUCACUCCUUGGGUCACAAGAGACCCCUGUCUACCGAUAGUAUCGCUGCCGGAAUUGCAACUCAUGCUACUCAUUUCUCGCCGAACCCGAACUUACCUCUACCGCCCGUUGAUCCGUCCAGGCGGCUCCCCUCUUCUCCGGGACCUUUAGCGACCGGCCAAAGCCCGACCGAAACGGGCUUCCGACCCAGUUCACAACCACCUAAAAAGAUCUGCCGAGACGCCGUGCAGGGAAGUAAGGCUCAGACGGCUACACCGCCGCCGUCUGCUCACAAGGGAAAACGGAGACUUGCACCGAAGCUGCAAACAGACAACAUGCAGAAUGAUGGAUUCGAUCCGGAGUUCGUAACUAGUACGCCGCAGCAGCAACACAUGGCCAACUUUAUGACAACCCCAACCGAUCUUUUUGGGUAUCCAAUGUCGGCGCCCGCGGCCGCUGGUGGCUUUGGGGAUUCGCAUACGUUUUGGGAUCCUAAUAUGGAUGGUAUGGAUCUUGACUUUACGACUGGCGGUGGAAAUAUGUUUCAAACUCCUGGUCAUCGACCCAUGAAUUCUUUAGACUGGGGCAAGUCAAAUGAAAUCUUUCAAGAAACCGGUGCUGCCCCAACCCCGAUUCAGGAGAAUAGCCAACCAGCAAAGAAGGAACGGGCGCUUGCGCCAAAACCUCUCCCGCCAACAUUGGAUACGAGUGCCGCCGACACUUCUAUGUUUAGCUCGUCUUUUCCUGCUUCGGCCGAUGAUUCCUUUGCUAUGAUGAACUCGGGCGGUGGCGUUGAUCCUGGCCUUCUGUUCACUCGGCCGCCGUCUUCAGGCAUGGAGCCUGCUCCGUUUGAUCCCAUGUCGCAACCUCCUUUAAUGCAAUCCUUUUCCCAACCUGAACCAGAACCCGUCAUAUUAACUGCAAAGGCGCCCAAACGUGCAGGAGUUCGUCGCUCGGCUAGUACUAGAGAGAUGGACACUGGUAAGAAGGUGAAUCGUGCCUCAGCAAGCUCGCCAGUUAAACCGUCGGACCGUCCUGGUCUAUCGCGUAGCUUUAGUGAGAAGCUAAGCCGAAAACCCGUCGGUAAAACGGCCAGUCUCCCUAAUCUCGCACCGGCCACACGGCCUAUGUCACAGAACAGCGGAAGACCUGGAGCUCAGGGGUCCCGAUCUAAUGGGCGAGUAUCACCCCUAAAGAACCAUCACCAUCGGCUCCCAAGUUUGAGCUCCAUCCCCGAAAUGCCAGUUCCUCGAACACAAACAUCGGUGAAAUUCACCAUUGACUCGAGGGGUCGCGCUAGGGCGGAGACAACGACGGUCGUCAUAGACGAUGAUGAUUCGACACCCACAGCGAUACGUCGUAGAGUGGAUCCGCCCAGAAGAGAAAGAAGUUGGGCCUCUUCUGAGGAUGACGAUUCGUCGACAGACGACGAGCCCAUCAUUAUUCCCAGUAGAAAUUCGUCGUUCACAUUACCGAACCCACGAAAACCGUCGGCAGCCUCUCUUCACUCUUCCCAACGAAGCGUUAGCGACCAGAGCGCGAGUAGUCUUGGGAUCUAUUAUAAUGAACCCGAUCCAGUUGAUAAUGGUGCCGAGAGCGAGGCUGAGACGGUUAUGAAUGUGACGCCCGGUAGAAACCGCGGUGACGCAGCUAGUGAGCUACGUAAGGUUGUCGAGAGCCGCCAAAAGAGGAACCUGAACGUGAAUGAAAGCUUCUCGGGGCGCCCAACAUAUAGUGGCAGUUCGACUGUAACACCCGCCUCCGCAAAGACCACCGAUCUCCGUACCCCCUCAAGCAGCCGAGGCCACCAGAUUCGAUGCGUUUGCAACACAAAUAAUGGCCACAACAAUGGCAAUAAUUAUAUGGUUCAAUGCGAAUCCUGUGAGAUGUGGCUCCAUGGCAAAUGCAUUAAUAUCAACCGCCAGACCCAUCCUCGGGUCUAUAUCUGUGCGUUUUGCGCGAAUACGCCGAACGCCCAUGGAAUGCGAGGCCGCGAAGUACGCAGGAGCACGGGAGGACCGAAUCCUCGAGCGCCUAUUACGUCUCCGCUAGCGCAUAAAUCUUUCAAGUCAUUUAGGUGAUGAUGGGACUACUUAGCAAGCAUGGCGAAGCAAAACCUAAUGUGUGAUACUUUCUGUCCAUCCUGAAUAGGGGUAUAUAUGUGUCAAUGGCGCUCACUGGGUAUAGAUGGGAAUAGAGCAGUUUAGUCAGAUCUAAGCUGGAGGACCUUCGCGUACACAUGAUACCCUGUCCUAUACAGUUUACUUAGUAGACAAAGAACAGCAAUGAGAGGCGCUUAUUUAUGAAUUGUAAAAUGAAGGGGGCUGGCGUUCCAGUACCGAGGUGCAGAUAUUUUAUAUUGUUUUUUUGUGACUGAUCUACUACGUUCUUGCAUAUGCAGAGAUGAUGUGUAUUAUGGGGCUUACUGUUUACCUGGGUGUCCAGCCAAAGGUAAAAUUGGUUAAACUAUAUGCGAAGCUAUCGAUGAUAUAUUUAGACGCAAAUGUUUAUAUGUAACAAUUAAGGCAGGAUCCUGCAUUUACAUGUGGAGGUUGUAAUUGAAAGUUGAAGUUUUUGUUUAUUGGUUGGACAUUCGAUGAUGCCAAUCAACAUAGGUACUAACUUACUUAUACCAAC